AUGAUAUUUCACCUCCAAUCAAUAAUAACAUCUACAAACUCAAAAAUAUCAAACAUUGACUUUAUUUUGGGCUUUGCUAGUGAGGUAUACGUACAUGGAAAAGGUACUGGAAAUUUCCAUCCCACUUGGAACCUUGAAGAAUUUGAUAUCGAAUGGGUGAAAAAGGUGAAAGAAACUAUUCCACAUGCCAGGGUGAUUAUAAGCAUCGGAGGUGUUGGCUCUGAAUUUCCAUUCGAUCCAAUUGAAAAACAUGUAUGGAUUUACAGAGCCAUAGAGUCGAUCAAAUGGAUCGUUCGUGAUCUCUAUGACAAUCUAAUUGAUGGUAUUGAUAUUCAUUAUGACGUUAUCAAAUCAAGUGAAGAUGAAUUUUCCUUUUCUAUUGGGAAAGUUAUAAGAAAACUAAAAAAUGAUAUCGAUCUAUCCAUCAAUGUGAUUUCCAUUGCUCCAAAUGAACUGUUCCAAUCCUACUACCUCAACUUAUAUUUGCAAAACGAAGCCAUUAUCGACUUGGUUGACUUCCAAUUCUACGAUCUUAAACCACGAACUCUAAAACAACUUGUAGAACUUUAUGAAAAAUUAGUUUAUGAGUACACUCCGACUAUAGUCCUACCAAUAAUUAGCUCUCAUCCGGUACCUAUAAUUAUCGAGUUCAUCAAAUACCUCCUUAAAAAUAAGUUACUCCCUGGCAUUGUUGUUUGGGAUGAUAAUAACUCAACCGAUGGAAGUACAAACACUUUCUCUUUAGAGAAUGUGCUACAACAUCUCUAA
Molecule: messenger RNA, 768 nt
Organism: Cicer arietinum (chickpea)
Lineage: Eukaryota; Viridiplantae; Streptophyta; Magnoliopsida; Fabales; Fabaceae
Product: chitinase 1-like
Source: RefSeq, a predicted model, not a curated record